Messenger RNA from Styela clava, 4406 nucleotides. RefSeq names its product protein timeless homolog. Gene Ontology annotation, biological process: DNA repair; replication fork arrest; DNA replication checkpoint signaling. The record is from RefSeq and is a predicted model, not a curated record. Gene Ontology annotation, molecular function: DNA binding. Gene Ontology annotation, cellular component: replication fork protection complex. NCBI's taxonomy places the organism in Eukaryota, Metazoa, Chordata, Ascidiacea, Stolidobranchia, Styelidae.
GUCUCGCAUAGUUGGUAGUGUAUAGGUAAUGCAUAGAUAUAAUGGAUAGUGAUCUUCUUGCCACUUGUAAUGCUCUUGGUUAUCUUGAAGAUGACAGAUAUUUCAAAGAACCUGACUGCAUAGACACUGUGAAAUGUCUCAUAAGAUUUCUACAUUCGGAGGACAAUAAUCAUGAAAUUCGCAUACAACUCGGAGCAGGGCACAUUGUGCGAAAUGACCUUCUUCCUAUUCUACGUCAAUACCCAGAUGAUGAUGCGUUAUGUGCUGCUGUACUAAGGCUGUUGGUGAAUCUUACUCAACCAGCUCUGUUGUGUUAUGGUAACAAAAUUCCAACAGAAAUUGAUCAAUAUCACAAUUAUCUGGAUAUUUUGUCUCACAGUCAGGAAUAUAAAGAGAAUUUUUCAAAUGACGAAACAUGGAAAGUAUUGGCACAAAAAGUUUAUGAUAUUCUUGAAAAAGAUUGGGAGGACAGAUCACCGGAUGAUUCGAUCACUGUUGAACGUAUUCUUGUAUUAUGUCGUAAUCUGCUGCAUGUUCCUCCAACCACUGAAGAUGACAAUCAGACUGCUGACAAUAUGUCUACACAUGAUAGACUUGUAAUAGCAUUACAUACAUCUGGGAUUGAUUCAAUGGUCUUAUACUUGGCCAGUUCAACAACAGAACAACAAUGGUGUUUACAUGUUGCUGAGAUUAUUUCACUACUGCUUAAAGAACAGAAUGUAGAUGCUCUGAUUGGAAUGAAUAAUGCUCAAGAACGUGAAAGACAGGGAGAUGAGUUAAAACAAUUAAGAUUACAAGAAGAAAAAAGAAGACAGAUGAGAAAAUUACAGCAAAGUUCAAGGCAUUCGAGGUUUGGUGGGACCUAUGUUGCUAAAGGAAAAUCAGCUUUGGCAGAUAAUAAUGAACUUGUUAUUCACAAAUCUCUACAGAAGUGCUCUAACCUUACUUACGAUGAAGGAAAAAAUAAACUUCGUAAAGCAAAACAUAGGAGACCAUUGAUCGAUGGGAAUGUUAAGAGGCGAUCAACUUUAGAAGUCAGAAAAAUAUUAAAAGAAUUUUGCAUCGGACUUCUGAAUAAUGGCUAUAAUCAUUUGAUGUUCAAUGUGAAGGAUAAAUUAAGCAGAGAGAAUUCUGAUGAACACGAUGAAACUUAUUAUUUCAGUAUUAUGAGCUUCAUAAUGGAAUUUAACAGAAAACAUGAAUUUCAUAUUGAUCUUGUGUCUGAAACAAUGCAACUUCCUACUCUUCAUUUCAUCGAUAUCAGUAUUGUCAACUGCAUGGAACUAAUGAUGACUGAUAAGCAGGAAUCUAAGACUUGGGGAAGAAGGAUGCAUCUAGCAUUGCAAGGUUACAAAGAAUUUCUCCUUACUGUACAAACAAUGCAAUCAUCGAAGAAUGAAACUGUUGCAGAGAGUGCCAAAGUGCUAUUGAAUAAUAUCUUCUACACACCAGAAUAUCGUGAAAUUUUUUUGACAUUGCUUCGUAAAUAUGAUGAAUCUAAACUAUCACACGGAUUUCUUGAUGACUUGAUACAAACAACUCAUCUGUUUAUAAGAUUAUUCGAAAACUAUUGCAAAGGCAGUAAUAUUGUAGUACAGAAGAAAAAAGUUAAAAGGAAAACAAAAAAGAAAAAGAGAUCUACAACUACAGCAGCUUCAGAUUCUAAUACUUUGACUGACGAAGAAAAAACAAUCAGGUGGAGUGAAAUUGAAGAAGACGUAAAAACAACCUUGCAGAAUGGUGAUUUACCAGAAGCAGGCCCUGUUUCUGAUCUGUUUGAUCCAACUUCUGAUGUUCCAGAGGAGGAACAACAACAGAAAGCGCUCGUAAAAAUUCAAAACAAACUUCAUUCAAGGACAAUACCAGAAGCAGUCGUGAUAUUGAAACAAGCAAGAGAACUAUGGCCAGAAAUUGACAUAUUUGGAACUUCUGUAUCAACUUGGGAAGACGAUGUUUCGACUCUAAAGGAGAUUUGUUUGGCUGAUAUGACAGGUCUUGCUACAGAUAAUCAAGAAUCAGAAAAUCAGGAAGAAGAACAGGAUGAAGAAGAGGAAGAAGAAUCUAUUCAAACAUCAAGCAGAGAAGUUGAAUUUAAUCUGACUGAUUAUCUUAAAAAAUUUUCAGACUACAAGGUUGUUCAACCAUAUGUGAUAUUAUUGGCAAAAUUCAAAACAAAUUCACAACAUACCAAUCAUUGUAUCGUCAAAUUACUUCAUCGAGUAUGUUACGAUUUAAAAAUGUAUGGGUUGUUAUUUCAAGCUUCUGUAUUUAGAUGUUUUCAAAAGAUUUUCAAAUGUGCAUUACUGGAUCCCACAAUGCGAGAACUGGACCAAUUUGCAAAAUUUAUUGUUCAAAAGUUUUUUGAAGUUCUUCCUAAAAAUGAUAAACUAUUUGCUGAAAUUUUAUUCUGGAAACAAACAAAUGCUCAUGUCUAUGAAUUAGUAGAAGGAUACGGAUCUUUUUCUAAUGCAUCAGGAUCUAAAAAGCCAGUUGUAUGGAGUGAAGCAGAAAAAGAAGAACUUGCUAAUUUAUAUGAUGAAUUUAAAGAUGGAGAAUUAGAUGUUGUUGACUGCAUUCUUGCAAGAAUAACAGAUGAAUCUCGUGCAAGGCGUCAGGUCGUCUCUCAAUUAUUAAAUCUUGGUAUUGCCAAUGAUGCCGCAGAAUUAAAAAGAAAGAAAGGACCAAGACCAACAGUAUGGAGAGAAGAUGAAGAAAUGGAAUUAAGAAGACUUUUUGAAGAAUACCAAAAUUCUGAUGAUCGACUUGGGAACAUAAUGCAAAUGAUGACUUGCAAAAAAUCGAAAGGAAAAGUCAUUGAGAAACUUCUUGCUAUGGGUCUCGUACAAGACAGGAAAGAACUUCAUAAACGAAGGAAGAGAGCAGAAGGAUCAAGUAAAAAUAAAGAAUAUGCCAUAAUGCACGCUGGUGGAUCUGAUGAUUCCGAAAAUGAAGACGCUGUCAAUCGAAAUGAUGAUUCAGAAUCAGAUGAUGAUGAUAGUUGGGCUCUGAUAGAUCUACAAUCAUGCAUCAGAAAAGCAUCAAGUGAUGGAUUUUCUUCACAAAUUGACUGGGUUAAAUCUAGUCUGAAUCAAGCUAUUGAUGAUAGAAGUAAUGCCAACCCAGAUGAAGAAAUUCAAGCCGUACCUCUUGUGCCACUCAUGGAAGAGCAGGAAGACGCCAUGCAAAAUUCUGCUUUCAGAAAAAUGUUACGCUUUAUCGGACUUCAUAAACCUUCGACAGGACAGGAAAUGUUUUGGAGGAUCCCACCUGAUCUAACAGUUGGGGGAUUGCAAGAAUCUGUCCAAAUUUUAUCUCAACCUGUCAAAAGGAAAAGGGAUUCUUCACCUGAAAGGAUUGAAAGUGCUGAAGAUGUUCUAAAGAGAGUUCAGGAAGAAAGUGAUGAUGAGGAACUUUCUCAACAAUCAAAACGAAAGCGAAGAAAUACAUCCGACGAGGAUGAUGAUGAAGUUGGAAAAUCUCGGAAUGAAAUCAACAGACCCACUGAUGAUUCGGAAGAUGUGGAGAAAGAUCUAGUACAAUCUAAAAAUCGUAAGAGAAUUCUGCUGGACGAUAGUGAUGAAGAUUCUGAUGCUAUUUCGCAAGAUUCAGCCAACGCUGUGGUUAUGAAUACUUUGCAGAGCAACUCUGAAAUCCCAGAAGAUGAAGAUGUGAAUGACGUCAUACAACCUAAAAGUAAAAGAAUGGUUAUGUCGGAUGACAGUGAUGAAGAUGACAAAGAAAAUCAGGAUCUUCCUAACAAUGAUAAUAACUCAAGUUCUAAAAACAGUGAAGAAAUGGAAAUUUCGUUUCAACGAAAAAAUCGGAAGCGAAUAUCAGUGAUGGAAGAUGACGAUGAUGACUUUUAAUCAACAUCACAUCGUUUUGUUAGUUAUACCCAUGUCAGUGCUACGGAAAUGUUGACUCCAUCUGCCAUUUUUUAAAUUCCAAUUUUAUAUUGGUAUUUGCAUAUAUGCCUCCCAGGGCUGUGAAUGUCCGAGCUCGAAUUUCAUACCGUCAAUGGUGAUAAUUGAUAAUAAAGGUUCAAAAUUCUUCAGAAACCCAAAAAGUGUUCUAAGUUUUCCAAGCAUUCUUAUAAAGCUCGCAUACCAAUGUUUUUGUUAUCAAUAUUUGAUUUUGUUAUAGUAGGGAGCUGGGAUCGGAGUAAAAUAUCCUAACCUGGAAUCUAUUGCAAAUUUUCCACAGAUUUAUCGGCCCUGGUGUCAGUGCUGAAAAUGUAAUGUUCUGUCUGCUAUCACUGCCUUUUCAAAUUUUUAUUAUCCUACUUUUUCGUUUUUGUCAAUUUUGCAAAUAAUUGCACACUAUGACGUGUUGGUUUCAUCUGUUUCUAGCAGAAGUGUCCUACUUAAGAGGGUAAAAAAAAGCUUCAAUAUGAUGGCACACUAUGA